UCGAGCUUAAAGUCAUUUUGCCUCCUUGUCAGCGGUAUAUUUACCAAAUUGUAUGUCAUUACUUGGCAAGUAUGUUGUUUAUAUGACAAUGAAUGUACUCUACGUAUUUGAUUUCAAAAUGGCAGGAUGUGAUAAAGGUACUUGAUGAUUUUGUUGUGUGUAAUAUGUAUGCUGCCGUUCCUCCGCCAGAGCAAUCGAUUCCUGAAAGCAGUACGAGUAAAGAAAAAGAAGGUUCUCCGCGUGGGAUAUCAGAAGAAACGUGGCAGAAAUUUCAGCAGUUGAGGGAGCGUAGACUGCAAUGUUGUAAAGUUUCAACAGAUAAGAGGGUUAAAGAACUUAAGAAGAAAGCAACAAAGUCAGUUUUGGAUAACUUCACAAGUGAUGAAGAAGUUGCAGAGCUUCGCAACCAAGGGGUGAUCUUUAAACAGGCCAACAACAAAAGCAGACCAACUGAAUUCUCACACAAGCAAGAGAAAAUCAAAAAGCAAAAGGGUAAUGAGAAAAGAUGGAGUGAACUUCAACAAUAUUUAAAUUCAGCUGUACAUUCAGAAGAGCAUGAAAUGGAUCACACAAAACACACACCAAAGGAUGAAAUUGAAAGAAAUUUGGAGGUUGCACUUAAAGAGAAGAAGUUUGAACUUUCAGAAAAACUGAACAAGCAACUUAUGGAACAUGACUUUACACUAAAAGUUGCUCAAGCUGUUGAAUGUAGAGACUAUUCAAAGAGAAAAGCUGCUGAGGAUGAAAAAGCUAAAAAGAGAAAACGAUCAAAACCUCAUUGGGCAUUUGAACAAAAGGCAAGAUGGGAAAGCAAAGGAAACAUGUAGAAAUGAAGUACAGUCUAGGUUGAAGCAGAAAUGGAGCCAGAUAAGGCUCCAUUUUUUGUGACUGUUUCAUGUCACAGAAGUUUGAGGUUACCAGUCCUGGUGAAUGAGGAUGAAGCUGCAAUUGACUGAGAAUAACAUGGAAUCAAUGCACAUGUAUCUGUGAGCAUAUCUGAUUUGAAUCCACCCAUCAAAGGCCAAGCUCAGGCAAACUUAAAUAUUGCAAAGGGGGCCUUGAUCCUAUUUCAUGCACAAAUUUUAGAAAAAUUGCACAUCAGGUGUAUUUUAAACAGCAUUCCAUGCAUCAAAAGUUAAAAGGGAAAACCUCAAAAAUCUCAUCUC
Messenger RNA from Pocillopora damicornis (cauliflower coral), 1166 nucleotides. Its product is annotated as protein FAM204A. Lineage: Eukaryota; Metazoa; Cnidaria; Anthozoa; Scleractinia; Pocilloporidae. The record is from RefSeq and is a predicted model, not a curated record.